UCAUGGUGGAACCUCUCUGCUUGAGCCAGGGCUCUCCAUCUCCAGAUCCGCAGUCCACCUCUAUCCCAUGGAAGAAACUUCUCUACCUCAGACAACCAUACCCGGACAACUACACUGACACGUCGUUUCUCUCGCAGUUGAAGCGCAACCUGACGGUGGAGCCAUACUACCAUCUCAAGGUGAUCCACGACUUUUCGCUCCAGCUCUCGCACUGGAACUGUCUCUCGGUGGUUGCGGUCAUCUUCUACGGCUUCUACACCUAUGACUGGAGCCCGCUCCGGGUGUUUAUCCCCGUGAGCGUGUUGAGCAUCGUCACCGCCACGACGUGUCUCGGGUAUCAGGCGGUGUUCCGCUACCUCAAACCGACGGUGAUAAUCAUCUUCAUCACCUUGGUGUUGUCGCCAGUGUUGAAAUCUUUAACAAAGUCUACGUCUUCCGACUCCAUUUGGGCGCUCUCCGUUUUUCUCAACAUUGUCAACCUCAUUUCCCACGACUACUUCUCCAAUCCCUACUACAUUGCCGAUUCACCCGACUCUGCCUCCCCCAAGCCCUCCAAGCUCAUGACCACGUUUUCCACCAACGUGCUCAUCGCAAACUCCAUUUUAUUGGCCUCCCGACUCCGCUCGUCUCUUGCGGUGUUCUUUUUCAUCACCAUCAGUAUCCAAGUGAACGGUCUAUUCCGUGCCUUUGACCUCUUUGUCAUCAAGGGCCAGGGUACCGCCUCUGGCAGGUUCCGUAACGUGGAAACGGGUCGGGUUAACCGCAAGGGCGUGUUCCAUUGGACGGCUCUAACUUUUACCGUGACUGCCCUCUCGCGCGCGAUAUUCCUCAUGUGUGGACCGUUGAUCAUGACACACUGGAUUUUGGCCAAUAUGGCCAUCAUCAUCGGCGGGCCGUCGCUCUUCCUCUACUUCCAGCGGUUCAAGAACGAGAUCCAGGGCCCGUGGGACCCCGCCAAGCCCAUUCUUCUGAAAGGGAAGUAAAUGAGGUUGUAUGCAUUCCAUUGACAUUUAUUCUUAGACAUAUUAUAUACUCAAACGUACAAAAUGAGUGUCCCA
Babjeviella inositovora NRRL Y-12698 is the source of this 1058-nucleotide messenger RNA. RefSeq names its product phosphatidylinositol N-acetylglucosaminyltransferase (gene GPI2). The record is from RefSeq and is a predicted model, not a curated record. Gene Ontology annotation, biological process: GPI anchor biosynthetic process. Gene Ontology annotation, cellular component: membrane; glycosylphosphatidylinositol-N-acetylglucosaminyltransferase (GPI-GnT) complex. Lineage: Eukaryota; Fungi; Ascomycota; Pichiomycetes; Serinales. The annotation marks the transcript as partial. The transcript has a single exon.